Messenger RNA from Rhagoletis zephyria (snowberry fruit fly), 1182 nucleotides. RefSeq names its product leucine-rich repeat extensin-like protein 5. NCBI's taxonomy places the organism in Eukaryota, Metazoa, Arthropoda, Insecta, Diptera, Tephritidae. The record is from RefSeq and is a predicted model, not a curated record.
GAAACAGGGCCCUUUCAUUAUUCGUGCAACUUUGUUUGCAAUAUAGCAUAUGGCAACUCCGUAGUUUCUUCUUGGCUUGGGUUGACGGUUGACAGCACUGAUUUCAAACUAAAAAGAUAUUCAACCCGAGCAGAAGUGGAAACUGCGAAAUAAACAAGAUACAACAUUGUACGUUCUAUUUCAUUCAUUUCUGCGAGGGCCAGCAACAUUUUUAUUUCGCAGCUUCGUUUGCAGCUAAGUCCUGCGAAAACAUGAUUCACCAUACACCUCGCCGUAGCCUCCGUUUCCAGCCAGGAGCAGGCAGCCAGCCUGAGGGUACUCCGAGAUGUCUGGCAAUCACAUCGCCGCCUAACACAGAUUCUCUAGACACAGGCGUUCAAGAUAACUCGACUACGACCACUUUCACUAUAUCGUCCAGUGCCAUUACGUCAACCGCCGUCGACAUUUUGCCGUCGAACACAUAUUUGCCUGCUACUAUUGAUACUAUAUCGUCAAUUACUUAUACAACAGCGGCUCAUGACAUUCCGCUUACUACUACUACGCCAGUAUUACUGCCUGAUACGUCUCCCAUUACUUAUAUGCCACUUGUGACUGGCAUGACGUCGUCUGACAUGUCACCAGCGCCGCCUGACAUGCCACUGGCUACUGGUGCAUCGGACAAUAUGUACACCAGAUCAAUAACGACCGAUUAUUCGCCUUUCAUGUGCACCUCAGCCAAUACGUGCGUUCCGCCGCCCUAUAGUCACGCGUCUGCAGUACCGCCUGCGCCAACGUCCGUCGCUUAUAAGCCAGCCGCGCCGAGCAUUAUGGCGCUUUAUGGUUAUUCUCCUGCAACAUCCGCGCCAUUCAAUACCCAUGCGCCAAUAGUGGCGACCAACAUGUCAGCUAGCACAAACUUUCCGCCGUGCGAUAGUCACACGCCUGCAGUACCACCUGGACCGCCGUCUACAAUGUAUAUGACAGUUCCAUUUAGUGGUGCGAUGUCUUUUGGUCAGGGUCCAGCCGCCACGUUCGUACCCUCAAAUACUCACGCGCCAAUGGAGGCGCCCGUCAUGUCUUGUAGUUGUAUUCCAGCAGUACCGCCCGGUCCUUCGCGCUAUGUCUAUAUGCCAGCCAUCAAGCCCUAUCCGCCGUCCAGUAUACCGGCACCAACGGCAGUACCCGCCGCACCGCCAAUAACUU